Messenger RNA from Beta vulgaris subsp. vulgaris (sugar beet), 1333 nucleotides. RefSeq lists its product as uncharacterized. Bases 177 to 1106 code for a protein of 309 amino acids. Gene Ontology annotation, cellular component: catalytic step 2 spliceosome; post-mRNA release spliceosomal complex; Prp19 complex. The transcript is spliced from 7 exons. Lineage: Eukaryota; Viridiplantae; Streptophyta; Magnoliopsida; Caryophyllales; Amaranthaceae. The record is from RefSeq and is a predicted model, not a curated record.
CACUAAUUGUCAUAACUCUAGGGCUCGUCCCCCUAUUUUCUCUAUUUUCUCAGCUUCUUAAUCAGAAAGAAACAAAAAAAAACUCCUGUAAAUCUCUUAAUUCGCUGAUUAUAAGAAAUCUUAGCUCAUCUGCGUUUCAAAUUUCAAUUAAUUAUCUGGUAGCAGAGGAGAUAAGAAUGAUGGGUGUAGAAAGAGGAGUUCACCCAGAUUGCAGGAAUGCAUCAAACCCAUACCAUGAAUGCGUUGAUUAUUGCUUCAGGGUGAUUGCCGAAGCCAAAGCUCGUUUCGCCGAAAGCAACACAGAGGUUAAAAGAGUUGGUGGGAGCCAAACCAAGCUCGAUCCAGCUGCUUCCGAUGAACGCGAAGAAUCAUACAAGGAAGUAGGAACGGGAAAGGAUGCUGACAGUGCUGAUGAACAUACUGCUGAAGCUAUUCCAGAAGUUGAUUUGUCUACACUUACUGGUAGACAGAAGAAGUUGUUUGAAUUAAGGCUUAAGAUGAAUGAAGCCAGAAAAGCCAAUCAAACAGCUAUGGUGGCGGAGAAAAAAAGAAUGGAAGCUCCUACUGAGUCUAGGGGUGUGUCCAAAGAAAAAUGGUUAGAAGAAAGGAAGAAAAAAGUUGGCAGACUUCUGGAAGCUAAUGGUUUGGACAUGACAAAGGCAUACAUGCUGGAUACCCAAGAUGCAGCAGAGAUGAAAUAUAAGAAAUGGGAGAAAGAUCCAGCUCCAGUUGGAUGGGAUGUUUUUAACCAAAAAUCAUUGUACAAUGCAUACAAGAAGCGGACAAAAAAUAUGGAGGUUGACCUUGAAGAAUACAACAAGUUGAAAGAACAGGAUCCUGAAUUCUAUCGAGAGGCUUCAAGCCUCCAAUAUGGGAAGGCGCCAAAGAUUUCUGAAGACAAGAUCGAUAGAAUGGUUAAGGAGCUCAAAGAUAGAGAUGAGAAGCGUACAUCAUUCAGUAGGAGGAGGAAGUUUCACGAAGAAAAGGAUAUUGACUCUAUCAAUGACCGUAAUGAACAUUUCAACAAGAAAAUCGAACGGGCAUUUGGUAAAUACACACUGGAGAUCAAGAACAAUCUGGAAAGGGGAACUGCAUUACCUGACUGAGCAGGUUCAUCUAAGUAACUAGGGUAAUGGACAAGUUGGUUGUGGACAAGAAGGGUAACAGCCUUCUCUUUGGAAGAGUCUCAUUUCUGAAGAAAUAAGAAUCUCGACAAGGGACCAGCGCUCUAUAUAUAUUUUGGCUUUUGUGUUGUACAAAUUGUGUUGGCAUGCAAGAAUAGGUAAAUACCUAUUUGAGUAAUUCUAUUUCUAAACUAUUUGCAUUCAUGCAU